UUUUUUUCAGUCCGAUUUGAUCAACAAGUCAAAUAGCUCACCUUUAAGGAACAGCAGGGUUGGGUUGAGGGGGAAGAAUUCAACUUGGAACAUUUCAAUUUCAAUUUCAAUUUUGGUGGUCAAACCGUUUCAUCCAAAUUCUCCUCCUCUGCUCGCAAGGACAUGGCGGUCCUUUUCUCCUUCCCAUUUCCCCUCCUUAUUUAUAUCCCCAGAAGCUGCACGAGAUGCCGAUCUGAUUUACUGCCACAAGGAGAGGCGGAGCAAGAAGAGGAUGGAGACCGGAGAAGGGCAAGAAAUCAGAUUGCGGAGAGGUGACCAUGAUCCUGCCGUUGCAGCAGCUUCAUCCGUGCGCUUCUGCAGGAUUUGCCAUGAGGAAGAGGAAGAGGGGUCCGCCACCAUGGAAUCCCCCUGCGCUUGCUCCGGCACGCUCAAGUUUGCUCACAGGGAAUGCACACAAAGAUGGUGCGACGAGAAGGGAAACGCUGUCUGCGAGAUCUGCCUUCAGGAAUUUGAACCUGGAUACACCAUCGCUGAGAAGAAGGCCUUGGUCGAUGUGGGUGUGACGAUCAGAGGGAGCUUGGAGGUCCCCAGGCUGAACUACGACCCUCAUAACCCAGAGUUUGUCCCCUACAAUGAUACAGACUCCGACGAGUGCUCACCAGCAUCCCGCCGACGUGCAUCCUACUUCCGAUCUGUCGCCCUCAUUUUCAUGGUCAUAUUCUUGGUCAGAAACCUGGUCACUAUAAUGACUGUUGGGGCCGAUCAUUAUUAUGCAUUCACCUUUCUCACUGUGUUCCUGCUGAGAGCCAGUGUAAUUCUUCUGCCAUUGUACUUGGUGAUACGGUUCAUUUCAGCAUUUCAGGAAGCACAGCAGCAAGAGCAACUGCAGCACUUCCAUGUGGGAGAGACUUUCUCCGCGCACAGGGAAACAUUGGAGCACUACGAGCAGAGAAUUCAAAUACGUUUAUGACUGCACAUUUGUAUCAUUCUUAAUUCCCAAUCUUCUUCAGUUUCAUUGAGUGGCCAAUGAAACUGCCCCUUCAUCUCUUCUUUUUUCAAUAGUAAAAGGAAAAAAAAAGGCAACAGAGCAUUGUUCUUGUAUAGAAAUGCAAUGCCAAAACAUGUAAUUUUUUUAUUGUCAUACAUAUCAAAGGAGUCAUUACGAUGAGAGAUCUUACA
Zingiber officinale is the source of this 1179-nucleotide messenger RNA. RefSeq lists its product as uncharacterized. Gene Ontology annotation, molecular function: zinc ion binding; ubiquitin-protein transferase activity. Lineage: Eukaryota; Viridiplantae; Streptophyta; Magnoliopsida; Zingiberales; Zingiberaceae. Gene Ontology annotation, biological process: protein ubiquitination. Bases 272 to 970 code for a protein of 232 amino acids. Gene Ontology annotation, cellular component: membrane. The transcript has 7 exons. The record is from RefSeq and is a predicted model, not a curated record.